Messenger RNA from Eurytemora carolleeae, 981 nucleotides. RefSeq names its product rap1 GTPase-activating protein 1-like. Bases 19 to 828 code for a protein of 269 amino acids. The transcript has 10 exons. Gene Ontology annotation, molecular function: GTPase activator activity. Gene Ontology annotation, cellular component: cytoplasm. NCBI's taxonomy places the organism in Eukaryota, Metazoa, Arthropoda, Copepoda, Calanoida, Temoridae. Gene Ontology annotation, biological process: activation of GTPase activity; regulation of small GTPase mediated signal transduction. The record is from RefSeq and is a predicted model, not a curated record.
GUCUUGGAGAAGUUAUACAUGAGAUCUCUCUCAUCUCUCAGGAGAAACAAGUCAGAUUCAGAUAGUUCAUCCUCUACUCAGGCUAGUCCUGUGAUAAUAAUCGAAGAGUCUGAACCUCUAGAGCAAACAUUUGCUAGAGCCUUACAAUGCAACUCAUCUUCAGGUUUAGAGGAUCGACCCCCGCAAGUUCUAGUUUCUGGCCCAGAAUGGGUUCUUCAUAAUCCCUCCUUAGUUCAGACUAUUAGCUUGGACUCGCCAGCUCUUGAAAUAGAUAUAAACGCUACUGCGUACAGGAACAGUAUGCAAGGGAAAGAACAUAUGAACCUGCAGGCCCUGGAUCCUAAUCUUGGACCUGUUCUCUUAUCCAUCAAAGAUAUUUCAUGUCAGGAGGGUUCUAAGAUGACUCACUUGAUAAUGAGACUUUCCUCCGGUACCUUCCAGCAGUACGUUAGAGAGGAGGAAGUAGAGGAACCGGAUUAUCUAGUCACGUGUGCCAGGAAAAUGUGUCCAGCUCUCAAUAUAGACUCCUUUAUGCCCGUUAUCAGCAGAAGAGCUAGUGUUCUCAUAGCUGAUUAUGACGAGAGAUCGUGUCUGUCUGAGAAUAAAUACAAGUUUGGAGUUCUAUACCAGGGUGCCAAGCAAAAUACAGAAGAAAGUAUUCUCUCAAAUACAACGCACACACCAGCUUUCCAGGAGUUUCUUAAUAUACUUGGAACAAGGGUUCAACUGAAAGGGUAUGAAGGAUACGCAGGUGGUUUGGACACAGUUCACAACCAGACUGGAACUGAGUCAAUUAGGGAUAUUUAUCCAAACUGUUGUAAUUUAUAAUUUCUACAAAUAUAAAAUAAAUUAAGUUUACUAUUUUUUUUGCGGAACGUUCGACCUCGAAAUGUUUACACUUCACAUUAAUAGAAUCUUUCGUAAAUGCUAAUUAUUUGUGAAAGUAAUUGAGUCUUUACCACAAGCUCUGACUUUCUUAUC